AUUUCUACAUUGAGAGACGCGGUGAGACUUUCGGGAUAGUUCAGUUGAGUGUUACUUCUUGUGCCGAACACAGUUCACUUUCUUCUCUGCCUUCUUAAUCUCCCUCAAAUGGAGACUAUUUAGAGAGGUGAUCAAGUGUAGAAAUUUGACACAGAAAUUCAGCAACAAACAAUAAUCAUUUAAAAAAUCUCAACACAGUGAUUGUGAGCAAAUAUAUAUAUAUAGUUUGAGCAUUGGGACAAAGUUACGCGAUGGGACGCAAGUCGAAAGCGAAAGCCAAUAGAAACAAUCAACAGGCGAAAGUUGCACAAAAUACCAAUCAAUCAGCACCACCACCAACACUUUCUCAAGCAGAACCCAAGGACGUGCCAGCAGAUGAACCUUUGCCAACGAUCAAAUUGCCGUCAAAUGCCCAAAUUGCUGAGAAAGUUGAGGAAGCACCGGUGAAAGUUGAUGAAAAAUCCAUCGAAGAGGUCAAAGCAACUGCUGAUGAUGGUGAAGCACCAUUCAUGCCGAGUCCCACGGGCAAGAAGAAGAAGAACAGAAAUAAGAACAAAAAGAAGAACCAACAGAAUGUCGCAGAGACUGAGGAAAUGGGUGAUGUGAGUGAGGAAAAUGCUGAAAAAAGUCCCCAAGAAGAUGCCAAAAAGGUGAAAAAUGAGCAAAUUCAGGAGCAAACAGCUGAAAAACCAAUAAAUACACCAUCAAAAAAGAAGAAUAAAAAGAAGAAUGCAGAAAAGGCAAGCCAAGAGGUGUCUGUCGGCCAAAAUAGAUCUAAUAGUGCAGAGACAGAUGUAACUAAAGAGACUGACAGUGCAAGUGUUGCGACAGAACCACCUCAGGAGAGCAAGAAGGGAGAAGAAGAGCAGUCCACAAUGGAAAGUAAGCAGGAAACAUCUCCAAUUCAGGAAUUAAAGCAGGAGAAACCUGUACCAGAGCAAGAGAAGCCUCCAUUGCCUAAGGAAGCAAAAGAACCAAAGCCAGUUCAAGAGAAGAAGCAGGAAGUGAAGACUAAACCCGAUAAAGCUGAGCAAAAGAAUGGUCAGAAAGGUCAAAAGUCAGAGAGAAACAUUGAGACUGAAGACAUAAAUAAAAAUGUACAGAGUGUGAAAUUGCCAGAGUCAACAACUAAUGAAGACACCGCAGCUGAGGCGCCAAAGACAGCAAACUUGCCAAAAAAUGACGAAAGCAAAACAACAACAAGCCUUGAGAGCACUGAUGCGGUUAAAAUGGAAGCAACCACAGUUGAUCCCAUCACCAUUGAGAUCACUCAACCUGUGGUCAUCACUGCCGAACCAUGCAAAGACAGAGAUAUCGAACCAAGCACAGAAGCUACUUUGGCACAGUUGAUUGAACUUGUGUCCAACAGCGAAAUUCCUCUUCAGGAUGUUUGUCCAAUGGGUGGGAAAAAUAAGAUUGUCGAAUUCCAGAAACCAAUAGCAGAAACCGGUGCUGCUUUGGCUGAACUAGUGAAUGUCGUUGCAAGUGUCGAAGUGCCGCUUAAAGAUGUCGUGGAAGCUGUUGUUGGAGAGAAAAAUGACAAAGAAGGAAAGAACAGGAAGGAAAAGCAACAAAAGCCAGAAAUACAGCAGAAAAGUCAAGAGAAGAAGCAACAGAAGACAGAAAACAAGUCUGAUGCUCAACACAAAAGACAGGAUAACAAGAGAUCUGAACCAGAGGCUGCAAAGAAGCAAGAAAGCAGAAACAAUGAAGGAAAGAAAGACAAUAAAAAAGCCAAGGAUGCUAAAGAAUCCAAACUACCAGAGAAGUCAACACAUCCACCUCAACAAGUUGAAGAAGUGAAGAUCGACACGACGACCGAAAUCAAAGAAGUUAAAGCUGGAAGUCAAGAAAUCAAAGAACCUGAGAAGGUGUUAGAAAAAUCUGAAGAGCCUAAAACUCCGGACACUAUUAAAUCUCAAGUAAAAGACACACCCAAAAUCUCUGAAGUUGAAGAAGUAAAGUCUGAAUCACAGCCAUCUACAAAAGUAGAAGAUCAGGAGUCCAUUGUGAAAGAUGAAACACCCGUUCAGACAACAACGAAGAAAGACAAAGAAGAUGCAAAUUUGAAGGAAGCCAAUGAGAAAAGUGAGGCCAAGGCAAAAGAGGUGCCUGAGAAGAAUCCACAAGAAAAGAUGGACGCCAUCAGCUUCGUUCCGGACAAAUUGAUUGACAUCCUGGAUACGAAGAUGCAAACGCUACCAGCAAAUACAGGUGCCAUUAAGAAAAUUCCUAAGCAGAAAGUUGAAUCUGGCAAGACAGCAGAUUCUGCUGCUCAGACUCAAGUCAGUGUUCAAGCGGAUUUUGAAGACAAACCCAAGGAGAAGGAGGAACCGAAGAAGCCCAAUCAACAAGCGCAACCAAAGCAUGAUAAGAGUGGAAAAACCUCACCGCAAAAGAGUCCGAAGAAGCCUCAGGUUCCUCCCAAACCUGAGCAUUUGCUUAAGAAAACUCCUCCUGCUGUUCCGCCUGCUCAAGGUCCAAAGCAGGGCACUAAGGAGCCUCCUCAAGCAGCACCAGCUGCACCCAAGAAGCCACUACUCUUGUCAGAUGACGAGGAAGAAUUUAUCGAAUACAAGUUCACACCUCGACAGGUGUUUCUUGCCACAAUUUGUCAAGUGUGCAAGAUUGCCUUGCAGAAUCCCACACCUUGCUCCAGUUGCUUAAUGGUGUCCUACUGCAGCGAAGCACAUGCCAAGGAGGACGCAAUUGUCCAUCAGCAACUCUGUCGAGCUUUGCAGGAAAUUGCUCGAAAGCGCGGAGGACAUGUGUACAACAAUGCAAAGAUCCUGUCGAAUGAUGAUUUCAGGAAUUUGCGUGUUCACACCCUCAAUCUCUGUGAAUCCCUCACGCAGCGCCCUCUGCAGCCAUUCGAGAAGGAGAUCCUCCUGUUCCCCCGGAUCUGCUGCACACCCACUUGUCGCGAGUGGCGUCCACCGCUUCUCGUGGAGUGCCAGAAGUGUGGUCAAGUGUCCUACUGCAAGGAGCAGUCCACCCACCUGUCUGAUGAUCAUCAGCGAUGGUGUCCCUUCUUCCUGCUCUACCAGAAACUCAUUGUGCGCCAGAAGAAUGUCGGUCGCAUCGAACCGAGUCUGCCGUCGCGCAUCUUCCUGCAGCGCUACGAGUUGCCCGCAUCCCUGGAGGAGGUGUUCAAGGAGCUGUACAAGAACAAUCCCGCCAUCAAGGAUGACUGCACCUACGCCACCCUCACUCAGCUUGCCACGGCGCCACUCACGGCCUACAACGCUGUGCUGAAGGCACAAAUCCCUAUCCAGGAGUCCCUGACCAUUCACCUGGUUGGGGCAGAAUUGCAAUUUGAGGGUGACACACUGGACAAGUGGGAGGCCUUCUUUCUCCACCUCAUACCGCAAGUCCUGGAGCUCAGAGUUGUCUUUAUAGGACCAGAAUUGAAUGCUGAAAAUUUACCUCUGGACAUCUUGAGUCGCAUAAGGAUGUGUCGAACGUGUCGCCAGGCGUGUCGCGGCGUGAAAUUCGACUUUCAGUGUGGCAAGUUGUAUCACGAUUACGCCAAGCAGCCGGCAUUCACGAAGCCAGACUUGAUUUGUUUCUUCAAUCCCGGCCUCUAUCGCGCCACAGGCUUCAGUGGCCUGGACACGUGGCCAGACACCAUCAAGGCUGCCACUCAGCUCAGCUGCCCGAUCGUCGUGACGUCAUACACGGAGCUGGAAUCUCCGCAGGAUCUCGCGCAGCUGAAUCGUGACUCCGCACGGCCACUGAAUCUCACCCAAGCGCCCGCCGUGAAUCCCUUCUCCUCGCAGCGUCCCGAGCGGAACUUCAUCUCCGACGAGGUCUCACCCAUGAUCUUCAAGAACUACUAUGUCUUCAUCGUGAGCUAAGCAGCUCCGUUUACUGUCUGUUUCCCUCUUUUUUUUCAAUAAAUCGUGAGUUUUCCUUUUU
Molecule: messenger RNA, 3918 nt
Organism: Phlebotomus argentipes
Lineage: Eukaryota; Metazoa; Arthropoda; Insecta; Diptera; Psychodidae
Product: muscle M-line assembly protein unc-89
Exons: 5
Coding region: 252-3857 (1201 amino acids)
Cellular component (GO): extrinsic component of mitochondrial inner membrane
Source: RefSeq, a predicted model, not a curated record